ACCAAGUAUCGCCAGGAAUUGGGCGCCAUCUGAGACGGCGAGAUGCCCCAGGUGCGGAGGCAGUCCUCAAUUACAGGAUGGAGCGGAAACCGCAACCCCGCCUCAAGAGCGCCCACUGUCAGCCCGAACCCCUGAGGGAACUGGUCAUACGGCCGUUGGUCCGGACGAGGGGCUGACAGGCCGUAACCCUCCGGGAUACAGUAGCGAACCCGGAGCUCCUCCAAAAGCUCCUCGGUCACCACCGACUCUACGUCGUGCCACAGCUUGAGGUUUGCAAGCCGGGCGGAACUUCCCCCCACUUUUAAGGAUACACCCCCCGGAGACAAAUGCCUGACCUCGGGGCCCUCAGAAGAAGAGGUGGAGGACGAAAAAGAGGAGGAAGACGAAGACAUCCUAACCUCAAGACGAUGUGGAAGGCCUGAGUCGAAGGACAAGGCGAACAAGGGGCGGCGGCAACCAAACGGAGCGACAGCAACCAAACGACGAUCAGCGAAACCCCUUUGGGGAAAGCUUAUAUAAAAUAAGCCGAAGGUGACAGUCGAGCUUCCCGAGAAAGGAGAAAUAAAUCGCAGCCGGCAGCGCGCCUGAUCCCCAGAAACUGCGCCACCCCCCUUGAAGCGCCACGUGGCGCGUGGCGCCGCGCAGUCCACUCAAGACGCCCGCGUUCCCGCCCUUGGGAGACAACAGGGCAGUGUUGCCCAAACGCAAUAGAGGUCCCCGCCUCGAACGCAGCGCCAACGCGAGACAGCAUGCAGCCAGUUCAGGUUCCGACCUGCGACUCGUCGAUCCAGUCAUUCCGAGUCAUUCCAGUUCAGGUUCCAACCUGCGACUCGUCGAUCCAAUCGUUCCGAGUCGUUCCAGUUCAGGUUCCAACCUGCGACCCGUCGAUCCAGUCAUUCCGAGUCGCUUCAGUUCAGGUUCCAACCUGCGACUCGUCGAUCCAGUCAUUCCGAGUCGUUCCAGUUCAGGUUCCGACCUGCGACUCGUCGAUCCAGUCGUUCCGAGUCGUUCCAGUUCAGGUUCCGACCUGCGACUCGUCGAUCCAGUCGUUCCGAGUCAUUCCAGUUCAGGUUCCAACCUGCGACUCGUCGAUCCAGUCGUUCCGAGUCGUUCCAGUUCAGGUUCCAACCUGCGACUCGUCGAUCCAGUCAUUCCGAGUCGUUCCAGUUCAGGUUCCGACCUGCGACUCGUCGAUCCAGUCGUUCCGAGUCGUUCCAGUUCAGGUUCCGACCUGCGACUCGUCGAUCCAGUCGUUCCGAGUCGUUCCAGUUCAGGUUCCAACCUGCGACUCGUCGAUCCAGUCGUUCCAGUUCAGGUUCCAACCUGCGACUCGUCGAUCCAGUCAUUCCGAGUCGCUUCAGUUCAAAUUCCGACCUGCGACUUGUCGAUCCAGUCAUUCCGAGUCGCUUCAGUUCAAAUUCCGACCUGCGACUCGUCGAUCCAGUCAUUCCGAGUCGUUCCAGUUCAAAUUCCGACCUGCGACCCGUCGAUCCAGUCAUUCCGAGUCGUUCCAGUUCAGGUUCCGACCAGCGACUCGUCGUCCCAGUCGUUCCGAGUCGCUUCAGUUCAAAUCCCGACCUGCGACUCGUCGAUCCAGUCAUCACUUGCCGCUCGUUUCUCGGACUUAUGGUUCGCCUGUUCAAUACACGAGGACGCCCUCCAUCCACGAAACUCUAAAGACCAAUGUAGCAAACCUCCGCCUUGGGGGGGGAAGUGAUAGGGGAGUCACCAUAAUGUCAGCAGGGAUGCAGACUGUGACUCCAGCCACCCCGUGGUGUGACACCCGAAGGUACUCCCCUAAGGGAGUAAUGACGACGUGACACGCCAUGUCGCCAAUCGAGUGAACGAGCAUUAACAUCGACCUGACAUCGCCAACGUCACCCCUUCACAGCCAGCGACUCCCUCGCCCAUGCCCUGCACGUUCACCCAAACGCAGGGGGCGACGAUCGAGGCCACCCACAUCCUGCGACAAGAUGGUCCGCCACGCGACCUUAAUAGCAAUGUCAAAUCCCGCCAGAGACACGACCUUGCUCUGACAGACAGGAACAUCAGGUAAUAUCAGACCCAAGCUAUAAAGAGUCCAAGGCCCUGAGAAAAAGGGGGAUUCUCCUCUCGUCCACUAAUUAGACCGUCGGAGGGGUCGGGCCGGAGGGACGGUCCGACCUUUGUGCAGGUACACGACGACCGCGCAACCGGGGCGCUGCAUCUAUCCGCCUCCGAAGACCACGACCCGAGCGGGUUGCCGCGAACCCUUUCUCGAAAGACGUCAAGCUCCUCCUGAGAUCCUCGGCAUCCGGACCCCGAACCGAGCCGUACCAUCCUGAGGUCACGGCUUAAACUGGUGUAGGCCGCACAGGAUUAGGCCGCAUCAGAACCGAUUACCGAAGGGGGGCAGCGAAUCUUCCGAUCUCCACGCCGCCGCGAGGAACGGGGACCUCACCACGGUCGAGUCCAUCUGCAACGCUAAUCCCCUCGCCGUCAAUACUCGAGAUCGCCAUUCCCGGACACCUCUUCAUCUGGCUGCUUGGUUUGGGCAGACAGAGGUAGCAAGAUUUUUCUACAAGAAUAACGCCGACAUUGGAGCUGCUGCUGCCAUGGGUGAUACGACUGCGAUCCAUUUUGCUGUUCAGAAAGGUCAUCUAGAGAUAAUUAGGAUCCUAUUAUCCUCUGAUGUCUCUGUCAAGGCCUGCUAACUUGAAAGGUUUGACCCCUCUGCACUAUGCCGUCCAAGGAUCUCAUCCAGAGCUCAUCGAGUAUCUCAUUAAUAAAGGUGCAAGCCUCACCGCCACGACAAAGGCCUAGCAAACACCGAUUGACCUUGUGAGCACCGAGGAAGUCUGUGCCCUUCUCGUUGAGUGCAAACAGCCUAUGACCAAAGAUGAUAAAUCUACUACGAUCAAGGAGGUUGGUGACUCGGUUUCAACGGAUAAUAUUAAAGAAAACAAUGGAGUCUCCAUCCUUGAAGAGUCAGCUAAUGUCGAUGAAGAAGGCACGGACACUAAGGAAAAGAGAAGAGGUGAAGCAGUUGCUGUUGAGGACUCAUCAAAACAUUAAAAGUCUUAAUGUUUCCCUUGAUCACCUUUUGUUUGAAAAAUGAUGUACAAGAUGAGGAUGAAGAAUAGGACUCAGAUACGAAAGACAACAAUCAUGUAAGGGCAGCUCUAGUGUUGAAGCUCUAACAUUUUAUUGGUAACUUUAUGUGUUGUUUUCUGGGA
Molecule: messenger RNA, 3215 nt
Organism: Musa acuminata AAA Group (dessert banana)
Lineage: Eukaryota; Viridiplantae; Streptophyta; Magnoliopsida; Zingiberales; Musaceae
Exons: 2
Coding region: 750-1820 (356 amino acids)
Source: RefSeq, a predicted model, not a curated record